Strongylocentrotus purpuratus (purple sea urchin) is the source of this 582-nucleotide messenger RNA. Its product is annotated as acyl-coenzyme A thioesterase 13. The transcript has 3 exons. The record is from RefSeq and is a predicted model, not a curated record. Gene Ontology annotation, molecular function: fatty acyl-CoA hydrolase activity. The coding region runs from base 140 to 571 and encodes 143 amino acids. Lineage: Eukaryota; Metazoa; Echinodermata; Echinoidea; Camarodonta; Strongylocentrotidae.
CUACUCGAAAUUUAGUUGAUCAUUCCAGCAUGCAGCAAAGGUUAGGCCUUGCAACAGUCAAUGCUAAAAUUAUUGGUUUUCAACGCAUAUUCGCUUUGAAUUUCUUUUUCUCAUUGGACAUAAUAUAUUCUAGCGAAAGAUGUCAUUAAACGGAUCUAUGAAGCGGGCGGCAGACGUCCUGAAGUUUUGUGCAAAAUCGAAGGGAUUUGACAAUAUUUUUUCUUCGUUAAAACUUGUUGCUGCAACUCCAAACAAAGUAACGGCAGAAUAUGUAGUGAAAAUUGAGCACUGCAAUCACUUUGGGACUCUACACGGAGGAUUCACAGCCACAGCUGUUGAUUUCAUGACAUCUCUAGCCCUCAUAGUAGAUGAAGAAGAUUCCCGCCCUGGUGUCAGCCUUAAUCUCAGUGUAAAUUACAUGAAAGCUCUGAAGGUUGGGGACAAAGUCACUUUAGAAGGAGAAGUUAUGAGGAAAGGAAGAUCAGUAGCAUACACUACAGCCCGCAUCUUUAAUGAAAAAGGAGACCUUGCUGCACAUGGAACUCACAUUAAACAUCUAGGACAUUCGUGAAUUUUAAAUAU